Molecule: messenger RNA, 3460 nt
Organism: Orbicella faveolata
Lineage: Eukaryota; Metazoa; Cnidaria; Anthozoa; Scleractinia; Merulinidae
Product: leucine-rich repeat-containing protein 27-like
Cellular component (GO): cytoplasm
Molecular function (GO): protein binding
Source: RefSeq, a predicted model, not a curated record
GGGAGGUUAAUGUAGACUUCAAAUCACCUUCUUCAGGACAGUUUAAACAAAGAUUGAGGAGGACAAAAAUGGUAAACAUUUUAAGACAGUUUUUUCACAACAACUAAUGUAAUUCAAGAUGAAAAAAAGACAAUACAAAGGUCAAUCUUGGUCAUAGGUAGUUGACACAGCAGCAUCAUAUGCCCAAGUUUUGGUGCAAACACACCUGAUGGCUAAAGAGCACUUGCCUGUCUCAGUAGUUUCUGUUUUCAUCAAGAACCAGUUACUUUUAGCUCCUGGAUAAGACAUAUUUGAUUUUUACUUCUGGAAUUGAAAGACCUGAACAACUAUUACCAAGUGAGAAACAUUCAGAACUGCCCUGCUUUUCUUUUGUUUGGAAAGAUGUCCAUCUGGCAUACAAUGAUUCUUCUGUGUGAAUUUUGCCUAUUAACUCAUAAAGGUCUGUAUAUACAGCACUUUGAUUGCUAACUGAAUACUUUUGGUGAAGCAAAAUAGAGAAGAUAUAUGGUUUCCUCAAGCAGUGCAGAGAUUGCAUUAUAACAAGGAAAGCUUUCAGCUUGUUCAGUGAGAGGAGCACUGAAGAAUGCUGAAAAAACGAUCAGUUUUUUCAAAUUUGCCCUGGCAGCUAAUUUACCUUGUUUAUCAAUGCCAGCUUGAAAGUCAACUUGUGAGGCUCUGGUUGGGUCAUCAUCAUUGUUCCAGUCUCUUAGUGGAGAAUUGGGCUGGCGCCUCUCUGCUUCCAGGCUGUCCUAUCCUCUACAACUGAUGCCACCUCUGUCCAAGAUUUUAAUCCUUUCUCAUUAAGCUCCCUUUUCACUGUUCUCCAUGUCUCUCACAGUCGACCCUGAUUCCUUCUGCCUUCUGGUACCCAUGUGAGAGCAAUUCGAGGAUGUGAAUGAUGAUCCAUUCUAAGAACAUGACCUAGCCAUGUCCAAUUUCCUCCUUGCCACCUGCUUGCUUAUUGGUUCAAUCCGUGCUCUUGUUCUAAUCUCCUUGUUUGUUAUGCACAUUGUCCAGUAGAUCUUUAGUAUCCAACAAAGGCUCUUAUGUAAGGACACGUCCAGCUUUUUCUUGUCCACUUUAGCUGUUUGCCAGGUUUCACAUCCAUACAACAACACUGAGAGUGUGGCUGUACAUUAGGCUUGAAAAUUCUGAUCUUGGUUUUGCUGUUAAACUCUUGUUGUGUAUUUGAAGUCAUGGAAGUCGUGGCAGUUGCUUUUGACAACAUGACAAAAAUAAAUUAUCACAUUUCGAAAAAGUAUUAACCAGAUAGAAGAUAGAUAUGGAUAUAGGAAUAUCAGCCUUCUGACCUACAAUCAAUGACAUUAUCAAACCUGAAAUUAUUUGGGUUGAAUAACAUUGAGAUCACAACUACCAGCAAAUUAAACCUGAAUACUAAUUUUAUCAAGACAGCUAUUAUGUAAUUAUAUUAGGAAAAUACCUUGGAACCAAGAAGCUGAAGGUGCAUUGUAAUAGGUUUCUGAUUAUCUUAGAAAAAGCUUUGAGAUAAAAACACACAGUUUUAAAUUUGCAAAAGAAGAUGGAUGUUGGUCAUCCGAAACAUGUUUUGCAAAUUUAAAACUGUGUUGUUUUUUUUUUCACAAGUUAUUUCUUGUCUGCUACUAGUCCACAAAUUUGGAAAUAUCUUAGAAAGAGACAUUUUUAAAAGAGUAAACAACAGUUUUUGUUUCAUAGAGACUACUUGUUUAUGUUUUGAAAUGGCUUAGAUAGGAAAGAUGUGAAUUUCGUCAUAGUAGCGCUUUAACACCAAAAGGUAAUAAAAGGUAAUUUUUUACAGGUAGACCUGUGGCUUGUUAUCAAUCAUACUGUUAGUGCACUGAUAAUUCCAUAUUCCAUUAAUGGAAAACAAGUCAUUGAAAAGUAGAUGAGAAAACUUUGACAAGAAGCUGGAAUACACAGUCUUUAUAAUUACUGAUGAUUAUACAGAUUGAAGCAAACUAAGAAAUGUUUACAUAAGGAUGUCUGAAUUAAAAGGCCCAAUUACACACUCAGUUAACUAUUCUCAAGUAUUUUUUGUGUUAAAUACCUGCUGCCAGUGGAUUACUAAUUUUUAUGUUCAUAAAAAACAGGUUUUCAUGAUAUUAAUAAUUUAUGAACCUUAUUGUAGAAAUGUUUUGUACACUGGUUACUAAUAAUUAUUUUCAGCAUUAAAAUAGAUAAAAUUACUGAUGGCCAGCUGGUCUGCUGUAUGUGUACACAUGAAAAAAGAAAAGAAAUUAAAUAUUUGGCCUAAUUGUGUUCCCUGACAGUUAAAUUUUUCUGUUCCAUUUUGUACUGAUCGAGUAAGGAUAGAAUUCAAUUUAUGGUAACAGUUCUUGUUUGCAACUUAUAUAAAACAAAGUUAAAUGCAGUGGUUCAUUCCCUGAACUUAUUUUCUUUUCAUAAUUGUGUAUUUAUCUUUUUUCCUUUCUUGAAUGAUAUUUUCAUUUUUUUCUGAGACACAAAAGUUUACUUUUUUCAAGAACUGGAGUCUGCACCCUGUCCCAUAAUUUAUCACAUAAAAUAUUCAACUCAAACAGUAAGUCAUUAAUAAUUGAUGCACUUUAGAAUCUACUUCAGUUAUUGUAGUUUGAGUAACAUUGUUGCAAGCUCUCAAAAUGAUAAGUUCUUGAGAAACAAAAUAUUGAUCAGCUUAGCUUUAUUAAUUUGUCACUUACAUGGAUGACCCUGACAAAGACAGCAAGGCAAUCCUAAGAUCAUUUGAAAGCGUAGCAAAGAAGGGCUUUGAUGUUUUGGAUUUAAACAGAAAUGGAAUCCAACAGAUUCCACAUGGAUUGGAUGUACUUGAUCUCUCUCAUCUAAAAUAUCUUUACCUUGAAGGAAACACAAUUUGUCUCAUACCAGGAGACUUCUUUACUUGUCUUCAUAGUCUGGAAUGGCUUGAUCUAAGAAAUAACAAAGUUCAAGAAAUCCCAAGAAAUGUUGGAGAACACAAGAAUUUAAAAACACUGUUGCUAGGUAGAAACAAGCUCACUUUUCUCCCAACUGAGCUGGGAUUCAUUAGAACAUUAACAGGACUGAAUUUAUCUAAUAACCCUCUGGAAGAUCCCCCGCAAUUUGUGAUUAACAGAGGUGUUCAUGCUAUCAAACACUAUCUAUUGGCAAAGCUUAGGUUAAACCCAGAAGACUUUCAAAGUGAUGAAGGCGAGUCAGAUUACCAAAGUGCAGAGUGUGAAGAUAAUAAUUUACAAACAGAUUACAAGGAGGAGGCCAAAGAAAGCAAAGGCAGUGAUGGUCAGAUCACUGAAGGGGAUCCUACGACACAGCCACCUUUGUGCUCAAGAGAGGUGAUGUCUUAUUAUGGUGCACUACUCGGUGACAUUCCAAAGUCAUACAUCUUUAAACCGUGGAAAACUGGAGUCUUUUUCAAAAAGGAAGAGAACAGUAAUCUUGAACUCAACAGUGACUGAUGGAAAGCAAGUCAAAAAACAGUAACUAC